AGCUUUGUGCGGACCGUGGGGGCACUGCAGGCAAUGCCAGCGCCCUGUUCCUCCAAGCCGAAGAACUUCACCCAGCCAAACUCCUCCUGGGGCUCAGAAAUGAUGCGGUUGUACGAGCAUUAUGACAGCCAGUGUGAGGUGGAGACAGAGGGAGGACAGAAACAGGAGGGGCCGUGGCAGAAAAUGCCAAUUUACCAAGACAUGCUCAAGGAAGCUUCAGGUGGACUGAUUCUUUGUGAAUUGUUCCAGUCAAAAGAAGGUAUUUUUACUCAGAAUGGCGGAGAGCAAGGGACAGCAUUCGAGUAUGUUCUGUUUGCUAACAUUAAGGAGCAGAAGUGUGUUUGCCUUUUCCAACCGGGGCACCGACUGGAGGGGACGCCAGGAUUUAUCCAUGGGGGGGCCGUAGCCACUAUGGUUGAUACUAUCACAGCUCUUCACUCCACUUUCUUCUAUGGACUUGCAGUGACAGCAAACCUCAACAUCAACUACCGCAGGCCUAUCCCAAUGGGAAGCACACUGCUGCUUGAAUCCUCUCUAGAUAAGAAGGAAGGCAAAAAAAUAUUUCUUUCAUGUAAAAUGACCAGCAGCGACGGCUCCAGAGUGCACACAGAAGCCACAGCUUUGUUCCUGUCAAUGAGUCUCAGUAAACGACUGAACGUGUGACACAAACACACCAGCCCAAUCUCUUACCCAAGCAAGCCGAGGCCGAGGUGUGGACAGACAGAGAGAGAGAGACAGAGAGACAGCGUGAAUUACCUUUAAAAUCAUUACAACAUCACUUCAUUUGUUGUUUUUUAUGUUUGUUUAUUUCGUUUCUGAACAUUAGUUAAGGUCAGGUUAUUAUUUUAGAUAUAUUAAGCAGAUGUUAUAUUCUGUGCUUUUAUUUUGAAAGCGUCUCGCCGAGACCUAGUAAACAUCCGGUGCUUCAGAUUUUACCGUCAGUGGGAAAAAUGUGUCUGCAAGACUAAGAUGCAUGUCUUCAAUGCUAAAUGUACCAAAGUUAAAUGAAACGCACUAGCACCUGGCUAAUAAGGGGACGCUAUAGACAGAGAUUGAUUGAUUGAUUGAUUGAUUGAUUGAUUGAUUGAUUGAUUGAUUGAUUGAUUGAUUGAUUGAUUGAUUGAUUGUGUACUUUUUUGGCCAGGUAAUUUAAGAGAUAAAUGAUCCAAAUAUAUAUAUUGUUGACAGCUUA
Centropristis striata (black sea bass) is the source of this 1192-nucleotide messenger RNA. RefSeq names its product acyl-coenzyme A thioesterase THEM4-like. NCBI's taxonomy places the organism in Eukaryota, Metazoa, Chordata, Actinopteri, Perciformes, Serranidae. The record is from RefSeq and is a predicted model, not a curated record. Bases 34 to 663 code for a protein of 209 amino acids. The transcript has 6 exons.